Molecule: messenger RNA, 4405 nt
Organism: Homarus americanus (American lobster)
Lineage: Eukaryota; Metazoa; Arthropoda; Malacostraca; Decapoda; Nephropidae
Gene: tei
Product: immunoglobulin superfamily member 10-like
Exons: 11
Coding region: 95-1768 (557 amino acids)
Biological process (GO): cell-cell adhesion
Cellular component (GO): cell-cell junction
Molecular function (GO): cell adhesion molecule binding
Source: RefSeq, a predicted model, not a curated record
CAGGUCAUGCUGCGGUAGCGACGCCUCCACACCCACCCCCCCACCCCAGGCUCCCUGGAUGGCCCAAUAAGGCGUGUGAUGGGUGGCCAACAUUAUGGGCGUCACCCGCUGGCUACUUGGCCUCCUCUUGUGCCACUGUGGUGUUACCCAGGCCACAGACAUGCGGUACCUGCGCCACAGUGGUCGACGGGACAGCGGUGAGCCAGUAGCCGUGGGUGUGAGCCUGGCCGUCAACACCACAACACACCCGCAGGACUUGGUGUUGGCGGAGGAGGAGGACGGCGAGGCGAGUCUGGCCGGUGGUGGAGGAGGAGGAGAAGGGGCAGAGGAGGAGGUGCUGGUGGUGAGAGGUCAGAAGGUGCUGCUCGAGUGUGAGGUGCCGCCCCACGUCCAGCCCAUCCCCGGUGAUGACAGCGUCGAGGGCGAGGUGCGGUGGUUCCACGACGACACCCAGGUGUUGGGUGACCUGCGGGUAAGCAUCAUGUGGACGGGUCGCUUGGUCAUGUCACACGUCGUCACUGGGGACUCGGGCCUCUGGUGGUGCCAUCGUUCUGGUCGACCUGGGCCACGACGACGACUGCUGGUGACUAUACCACCUGAGCGGCCCUACCUGAUGUACGGGGGUGCACAGCUGGCCCUCGACGCCCGCCUCACCACUAGGGAGGGCAACUCUAUUACCCUCCAUUGUGUAGUGGAGGGAGGCAACCCAGCCCCCUCCAUCACCUGGCUCCUGGCUGAUGAGGACGUCACUCCCUCCACCCAGAUACGGUCAGAGUGGCGGGCGGGUGAGGGCGUGUUCUAUAGCGUUAGCAACAUGACGGUCUCCAGCGUCAACAAGAAGAACCACAACACGACCGUAGCCUGUGUGGUGCGUCACCCGUCAUUACCAGUACCCAUACCAGUACCUCUCAGGCUGAAUAUUGAGUACGCGCCAGACUUCCGGUUACGUAGGUGGCCAGCGUGGGGUUCACCUGUGAGGGAGGGUAGCAGUGUCUCCCUCCUGUGUCACGUGGAUGCCAACCCCUCCUCUAGCCCCACCUGGGUCAAAGCAGAGGGUGAAGGUGGGUCAACCGAGGUGGUGUCAUCAGGGGAGUGGCUUAACCUGACCAGGGCCAGCAGUGAUGACAGAGGCUGGUACAAGUGCGCCACCAGUCAUGCCUUUGGUCACUUCGCCUCCCACUCUGUCUUUAUCAAUGUUCUGGGUGAGGGCAGGUCAUCAGGGGUAUCAUCACACACGCCACAGCUGUUAAGAAAGACGUCGGGUGAGGGAGAUGGUCGCCAACUUUGUCUACCUCACAACUCCUCCCUAGACGCUGACGCUACCUCCACAGGUGGUGUGUUGGUCGUGGCGGUUAACUCCACUGUGCUGUCCAUGGGUGGCCGGACCACCGCCCUCGCCGCCCAGGUGUGUAGCCGCCCACCUCUCACCUCCGUCAUCUGGCUGCCGCCCCAACACCUGCCGCCUCUCAGACCCGGCCACACCGCGGACAGGUUCCACGCCCACAACCUCACGACGGGGGAGGCAGCGUGGUGCCAGUACACAGUGUUGACCAUCGUGGGCGUGAGAGCCAGCGACGAGGGCGGCUGGGUAGUAGUGGCCGCCAAUGAGAAGAGCGCCGACGCCGCCCUCAUCCACCUCAACGUCACCGCCGCCGCUCAUUCCGUCGCCGCUGGCAACGCCGCCGAAGGACAUCACCACCACCACCACCUCACCCACAGUUUCUCCCUUUGCUGCGUCUUACUGUGCACCUUCACCUUACUGCCCUGACAACCCCCCCCCGAGUGCCACCCUCAACCUCUGCUAUAUUCCUAGGCCUACCUAACGGUGCCAUUUAGGUCAUCCAGUAGUGCCAACUUCGUCAUCCACUAGGCCUAUGGGUACCACCCGUCACCCCUAGGCCUAUGGGUGCCACCUACGUCAUCUACAAGGCCUAUGGGUAUUUCCUACGCCAUCUACAAGGCCUAUGAGUGUCUACUACGUCAACUACUAGCCCUAUGGGUAUCUUCUACGUCAUCUACAUGGUCUAUGGGUGCCAUCUGUCACCCACUAGGCCUAUAGGUGUCUCUUACGUCAUCUACAAGGCCUAGUGGGCGCCACCCGUCACCCACUAGGCCUACAGGUGCCAUCUACGUCAUCUACAAGGCCUAUCGGUGCCUCCUUUACCCGCUGGUGCCAAUUUCCUAGCUCGACUACAGUGUGGGCGCCAACUUCCUCCAGCUGCGGACCCGUGUGAGUGCCACUAAGUGCCACCUUCGCUGCCAGCCUUGUGGCGCAACACGCGGGUCUGUGUGUUGCAUAAGUCAAAUGUUACAUAACUGUGAUAGUGUCGUGUAGUGGCGUGCGACAGUAAUGGCGCUGAGACAACAAUGGCGUUGACAGUAAUGGCGUUGAGACAGUAAUGGCGCUGACACUAAUGCCAUUGAGACAGUAUUUGCGUUGAGAUAGUAAUGGCGUCGAUGUUAGUGUUUGAGAAAAAUGGAGCUGAGACAUUAAUGCGUUGAUGAAUAAUGUUUCUCAGUGACAGCGUUGAGAGUGGUGGCGUUGAGAGAGCCAUGAUAUUCAUACAGGGAUAAGCGUUGACGUUAACAGUGUUUUAUAUAUGUAUAGCGAUCACACAUUAAACGUGCUAAUCAAAAUGUCUGACAGUGAUGGCGUUACGAGGACAUAGUUACGAGGACAGUUACGAGGACAGUUACGAGGACAUAGUUACGAGGACAUACUGUAGUUACGAGGACAAAGUUACAAGGACAUCUUACGAGGACAUGGUUAGGAGGACACAUACAAGGACACUUAACGAGGACACAGUUACGAGGACAGUCAAGCUGUGUUGGGGACAUAAAGCUAUGGCGCAAGCAUCAAGCUUUUGUGGUGACGACGUCAAGCUGUGGUGAAGACGACAUCAAGCUGUGAAGGCGACGUCAAGCAGUGGUGAAGACGAUGUCAAGCUGUGGUAGAGACAACGUCAAACUGUGGUGAAGACGUAGUCAAGCUGUGGUGCAGACGAAGUCAAAAUGUGGUAGAGACGAAGUCAAGCUGUGGUUAAGAGGUUAAGCUGUGGUUAAAACAUAAAGCUCUGAUGAUGACGUUAAGCUGUGGUGAUGUUUAUAUUGCCUGUAGUUAGAUAAUUUGUCAUAUCAUAUUCUUAAUGAACCACCACCUGAGGUGUUGCCCAUUGUCGGUGUGGCCCUGCGAGUGUGGCCCAGUGUGGGUAUGGCCAUAGCUCUGGCUGCGUGUGGCCCUGGGUGAGUGUGGUACAGUGAGCAUGUGGCCCUGUGUGGGUGUGGCUUAGAGUGAGUGUGUCCAAUUGUAGGUUUAAGGCGGAGACCGUAGCAGCCAUACGCUAUACAGAUCAUGGGCCACAACUGUGCCACACGACCAAAGGGCAUACAACCAAGGACCACACAGCCAUGGGUCACACAGACAUGGGCCACACAACUACUGAUGACACAGUCAUGGGUCACAUAGCCACGGGCCACACAGACAAGGACAACACAGCGAUGGCCACAUUGUCAUGGGCCACACAGUUACGAGUCACAGAACCAUGGGCCACACUGUCAUGGGUCACACAGGCAAGGGCCACACAGCCAUGGGUCACACAGACAUGGGCCACACAGCCAUGGCCACAUUGCCAUGGGCCACAUAGUCACGGGUCACACAACUACAAGCCACACAGCCAUGGGCCACAGAACCACGUCCUACACUGCCACGGGCCACAACCACAGGCCACACAAGGACCACAGCCAUGGGCUACAAGCACAGGCCACACAAGGACCACAGCCAUGGACCACACAACCAAAGGCCACACAGUCAUGGGCCACACAGCCAUAGGCCACAAGCACAGGCCACACAUCAGCGGGGCAUACAGAUAUGGGCCACACAGGCAUGGACAACAAUCCCAGGCCACACAGUCGUGGGCCACACAGCCACGGACCACAUAUCAACGGACCACAACCCCAGGCCACACAGUCACGGAACACACAUCAACGGGCCACAACCCCAGGCCACACAACCAUGUAACACACAUCAACGGGCCACAACCACAGGCCACGGAAGACACAUCAACGGGCCACAACCACAUGCUACAAAACCAAAGGCUACACAACAACGGGCCACAACUAUAGGCCACACAGCCAUGGACCAUACAUCAACGGGCCACAACCAAAGGCCACACAAUCAAGAACCACACAUCAACAGGCCACGCAGCCACGGACCACACAUCAAGCCACAGCCACGGACCAGACAACCAUGGCCAACAGCCACAGGCCACACAAUCAAGGACCACACAUUAAUGGGCCACACAGCCGUGGGCCACACUGUCAGCUCUCUAGUAUAGUUCCCUCAGCUUGUAACAGGUGGCCGCCACUGCCUUGUGUCGAUGUUCUUGUAAUAAAUGUUUGUCUCUUA